Molecule: messenger RNA, 2562 nt
Organism: Symbiodinium sp. CCMP2592
Lineage: Eukaryota; Dinophyceae; Suessiales; Symbiodiniaceae
Source: the annotation of a GenBank genome assembly
AUGCCAUCCAGGUCCAGCUCAACAUCAACCUCAGAGGCAUCCGAACCCUCCAGGCAGAAGAUCAUUCUGGAAGCUCUUGGCCUCUCCGACUCCGAGAAUGAGCCGGCAGACACGGCGGAGCACGAGGCAGACCAUCCAGAGCCCGAUCCAGCUCCUCAGCCGGAGGUUUGUGCAGAGACCCAGAGAGAUGUCUCCAUUGCAUCCAGCGUCACCGCGGCAGAGGAGGUCACAAGCCAGAGAUCGCUGAGGCAUCUGAAUGCCAUACUGACUGAGAUGGCGGGGGACACAGAUACCAAGCAGCAUUCCGAUCUGGGAGAUGGACGAAUGCCAGACGUUCCCGGCACCUGCGACAGAGCAGAGGACGGUUUCAGCGAGGUGCGAGAUCUUGUUCGCGACUCUUCUGGAGGAGAUGUUCAAGACACACAGCAGCCGAAGCCGAACGUCGAGCAGCUGAAAGAUUCCGUCGGCAGGUUCUUCUCGGACGACAGCACGGAAGGGGGGUCCAGCUUGGUGGCCGAUGCGACCAUGGAGGAUCCUUGCCUUUGGCUCGCGGACAAGAGCCUUGACCCUUUGCUGGCAGUGCUGGCGCAGGUGAAACCCUUGGAGAUCGGAAAGCCAUACAUUCCCAGGGCCGUCCUGGACCGUGCUGUUUGGGAGCUCAGUCGGGAACAUGAAGAGCUGCUUCGAAUUGCAGAUCAGCAGGCUGGCAGCGUCAAAGAAACGUUUCACGGGUGGAUUUGUGGCAGUGGUAUCGAAGAAGGGUCUGGCGGUCGCCGCGUGGUGGCUGCGUCUGCGAGCCGUUCCCGGCCAAUGGAACGGGCAAGUCUUCGAGCAACAUUCCGGCUGCGCUGUGCGGAGCGCAUCACUCCGAGCGAGCUCAGCAAGGACUGCCCUGUAAAGUUGGUCGUUUUUGACUUCGAUGAGACCCUGACCCUGGCGACCUUCAUGACCGGCAACUGUGAGUAUGCAGAUGACGAGGAGAAGGACAUCGCCAGAGUGAUCAACUUUGAAACACCUUGGGUCGAGGGCUCCCGAAUCGUCAAGCUUCAGAAGAUGCUCCAGGCAAUCAAGGAAGGUGCCGACGGACGCCGUCGAUUCCUGACCGUCCUUACCAACAAUGGCAAGGGUGUGCAGGCAGUGAUCAACAUGCUGAAGAUUGCUGGCUUGGACUCCUACUUCAGCGCCGUGUGGACGAUGCCUUGGCGACAGUACAUGCCUAAUGGGGCCUACAAGGACCAGAAGGGUGAGUGGAAGCUUUUUGACCCUCCAUCGGACAAGGUGCGAAACCACAAGGCGGAUGUGUUGACACAUGUGACGAAGUAUCCCGAUGCUUGGUUUCCGCAGGUUGGCCAGGACAGCAGCUUCGCGGCCAUCGAAAACCUGCAGAUGGGAAACAUCGUGCUCGUUGACGACCAGCGUGCCAACUUUCAAAGUCAGUUUGGUGCCAGCAUACUGCGCUACUGCAAGGUUGCGCGGUAUGAUGCAGAUCUCUACUACGACAUGCGCAUGGUCAAGAACAUGGGGGGAAUUGGUGCCCACCAUGAUGCGGACUAUGACACGCUGAAGCGCUUUGUGGAGGACCCCUGGAUGUGCAAGGAGACCCUCCAAAUCCGCUGCCAGGAGCGAGAUUUUCGGGGUUGGGAGACCCAACCGCCAGUGAAGCUCGUCGUUUUUGACUUCGAUGAGACGCUGACGUUGGCCACCUUCAUGCCCCAGAGUAAGGCCAUUGCAACCAAGGUCGGCUGGACUCCGGCAGAGGCAGCUUUCAAAGACUGGAGCCAAGAAGAUCUUGUGAAGUAUAACUUUGAUUCCCCGUGGUGUGAAGGAAGGGUGCAGAAGCUGAAGUCGAUGUUUGAGGAUAUCGUGCAGGAGCAGCGUGUCUUGACCAUUCUCACCCAAAAUGCAAGUGGGGUUGUGGCGGUGCUGAACUUGUUGAAGCUCGCUGGUUUGGCCGAGCAUUUCAGUGCCAUCUGGUCCAUGUCGCCGGCACAGUCUGGCGAGUGUGAUGGCGCCUUCUGGGAGAGCGGGCGAUGGCACCUCUUCCAGACGCCGUGCUCAGAAUGCCACAGGCACAAGGCAGAUGUGUUGACUCACGUCGCAGAGCACCCACUGCGCUGGUUCCCACAACUAGGAGGGGCUGAGAGCGUCACCUCUCUUAUCCUCAGCAAUCUCCAUCUUGAGAACAUCGUCUUGGUGGAUGACGAGCGUGCCAACUUCCGCAGUGAGGCGAGCCUUCAGGCGGCCAUGGUACUGCGGUACUGCAAGGUGGCCCGGUACGACGAGACUUACCGCGACUGUGGUCUACUGGAUCAGAUGGGUGGCAUAGGGGCUCAUAGUGAUGGGGACUAUGAGGAGCUGCGGAGCUUUCUCCAGAAGCCUUGGGACUAUCCCUACCCGACGCGUGCGGAGAUGUCCCCGAUGAAGAAGAACGCUUCGAGCGGUAUCAGUUUCUCCUCGCAUGGGCAGGCCGAGAGCGGGAAGGCGAAGAUCGAGCUCGUGCGCUGCAACGAGGACGAGCCGGAAGCUACACAGAAGGCACCACGUCACAGGAUCGGCUUCUGA